Meriones unguiculatus (Mongolian gerbil) is the source of this 8539-nucleotide messenger RNA. RefSeq names its product lunapark, ER junction formation factor (gene Lnpk). Gene Ontology annotation, biological process: endoplasmic reticulum tubular network organization. The record is from RefSeq and is a predicted model, not a curated record. Gene Ontology annotation, cellular component: endoplasmic reticulum tubular network. Bases 199 to 1476 code for a protein of 425 amino acids. NCBI's taxonomy places the organism in Eukaryota, Metazoa, Chordata, Mammalia, Rodentia, Muridae. The transcript has 13 exons.
GUUUGAUGGGAAGGCAUUGGCUGGGCCCAGAGCUCUGUCAGUAGCUGCUGCCGCCUGCCCCAGAGGCGGGCUACGCGGUGGCGACCGAGGCUCCCCCGAGCGGACGGCGGGGCCGGGCGGCGCCUGCUUUCCUCAGCCGUGACUUCUUUUGGACAACUCAUGAUAUUUAUUAUUGUACCAAGAUUCUACAAAUAAAAGAUGGGUGGAUUAUUUUCUCGAUGGAGGGCAAAACCUUCAACAGUAGAAGUUCUAGAAAAUAUAGAUAAGGAAAUUCAAGCAUUGGAAGAGUUUAGAGAAAAAAAUCAGAGAUUGCAAAAAUUAUGGGUUGGAAGAUUAAUUAUCUAUUCUUCAGUUCUUUAUCUGUUUACAUGCUUAAUUGUGUACUUGUGGUAUCUUCCGGAUGAAUUUACAGCAAGACUUGCCAUGACGCUCCCAUUUUUUGCUUUUCCUUUGAUCAUCUGGACCAUAAGAACUGUGCUUAUUUUCUUCUUUUCCAAGAGAACAGAGAGAAAUAAUGAAGCAUUGGAUGAUUUAAAGUCCCAGAAGAAAAAGAUACUUGAAGAAGUCAUGGAAAAAGAAACUUAUAAGACCGCUAAGUUAAUUCUUGAAAGGUUUGAUCCAGACUCAAAGAAAGCAAAGGAGUUUGAGCCGCCAUCUGCUGGAGCAGCUGUAACUGCAAAGCCAGGACAAGAGAUUCGUCAGCGAACUGUAGCUCAGAGAAACCUUUCCCCAGCACCAGCAAGCUCUAAUCAGGGCCCUCCACCACAAGUUCCAGUAUCUCCUGGGCCAUCAAAGGACGCAUCAGCUCCCGGGGGACCGCCAGAAAGGACCGUAGCUCAAGCCUUACCCAGGCGCCUUGGAUCUCCUGCUACUUCAGUUCCUGGAAUGGGCCUUCAUCCUCCAGGUCCACCCUUAGCAAGACCCAUUCUCCCCCGAGAACGAGGUGCUCUGGAUAGAAUUGUUGAAUAUUUAGUUGGUGAUGGUCCACAGAACAGGUAUGCCCUCAUAUGUCAGCAGUGUUUUUCUCACAAUGGCAUGGCUUUGAAGGAAGAAUUUGAAUAUAUUGCUUUUCGAUGCGCCUACUGUUUUUUCUUGAAUCCUGCAAGAAAAACCAGACCUCAAGCUCCACGACUUCCAGAGUUUAGUUUUGAGAAGAGGCAGGCAGUGGAAGGCUCAAGUUCAGCUGGUCCCAUGUUAUCAGAAGGUGUGCCCUCCCAGGAGAGCCAGCUCAGCGAAGAAUCUUUAGAAGAACAAGAUGUUCUUGAUUGUAGUACAGAGCAGAGAGAUGACAAAAUACCAGUUACAGAGCAGACAAGCCAAAUGAUUGGAGAAACAUCUGGUUCAGAGGAGCCAGGGGAGAAACAAGAAGAGACUGAGAAUGAGGAAACAUCAGCAAAUGAAGCCAAGUCAGCUGUUCUCAGAGCUGAUUUGGCUUCUAAUCUUGAACCAAGUGAAGAAUCUUUGGUGACAAAGUAGUAAAUACUUCUAUGUGCCUUCAACUGGAUAUUUGUAGUCUUGUUGAUGUCAGUUAUUGCUUUUUUUGUGGUACUCAAGAAAAAAUUGCCUUCUAGAUACAUGCUUAAUAUUAUUCAAAUUCAGAUUGCCCAGCAAGUUCAGUGUGUCCAAGUCCUAUCACUGGGCAUUGAAAGUAAAAGCAUGUGGUAUCAGUUAAUAUGCAGAGACAUAGCUGUUAAAUACUUUGUGCAUUCUAAAUUUUUUUAAAGCAUUUUGUUUUCUACAUGUAUAACUUGUAAAUAAUACCCAUUUUGACAUAGGAACAAUUUUGGCUAGGAAUAAUUUCUUGAAUAGUGUUUAAGGAUUGAAACAUAAUUAAGAUUUUGAAUACUUCAUCGUUAAAUUUUAACUCUUGAGAUAUUUGCUCGUGGGAAGGAAAUAUCUAUUUAGGUGUUUACAUGAAGUGAUACUGAAAGCUGUUACCUUCAUUACAUAGACAUUGGUACGGAUUCUCAUUAAGAAUGCAACUGAACAGUCAAGUGCAGGGUUUCUUUUGAUGUCUUUUAUUUUGCAGCUGGGCCAAAGGCACGUGAUGUAUAUAGUUAGUUUAUGUUUACAUAUUAACAAAUAGGAAAUACGUCUGCACUUGACUGUACUUGAAUUCUUGGUAUUAUUUAUAUUUGUAAAAUAAUGAUAAUAUAAAUGCAUUUUUAUGUGUGUGUGUUUUGUUAAGGAAAAUAAAGAUAACCUGGAAGCGUUCUUUCCUCUGUUAUAUAAAUAUCUAGACUUCUUCACAAGGUGUCUUGAUGGAUGACUUGGCUAUCUGAAAAAAAAAUCUUGGUAGGGAGAGCUCACUGUAUCAUAAAUAUAUAGCAAAUUAUGAUGGUUUGUUUUCAUUUAAAGAAAUAAGAAAUUUAGUGUUUUUACUCAGAAGUUAUUUUUUUUCUGAUUUUGAAACACAUUAUGCCAUUGGUAGUUUUUAACUUUGAGAGACAAGUAUGUUUUUAAGAAAGGAAAUUAACUUUAAUGAAGCUCAUUGGAUUGAAUAUGUAUACCAAGUAUCAGGUGGGAAGAUUUUUUUGAUAUAGACUAGCUAUUAAACACAGUAUGUUAAUUUAUUCUAGCUUCCUUUAUGUGUCUUCUCCAAUAUUGAAACAACUGAAGUGAAUUUAUGCUACAGGGGAGACAUGAACGAUAGUGUGUCUGGCUAAUCUUUUGGCUAUCAAAUGUUUAUUUAAGUUAAGCAUAGUUUUUAUCAUUUAAAAGUUCACUUUUAUGACUCAACACCUCAUCUGACAUACAGAAAAACGCAGCUUGUUAAUGUUCUGAGACACUUUAGUGCCUGUAAAGUUAAGCAUGUGAGACUAACGUGAAUGUCAGCUUUGCAUUUAUUUCAUCUGUAAAAUGGGAAGAAUAAUAUCUUUUCCAUAGGUACUGGGAUGAUAAAAAUUAUUUAUAUGAUGUGCCUAGCUUUCUUGCUGGAUAAUUAAUACAUAUAAGGUUAUAUGGCAGAAUUUGUUAUUAUUAUUGAAAUUUUUGUGAAAUCUAUGGAAGGGCCAUAGAUUCUUUCUCUGGCAGAUAAUGUAUUUUAAAAAAAAAUGAACAUUCAGUUCAGUUGCUCUGAACAGAAACAGUUUUCUGCAUUAAUGUUGUCAUAUGCACGUGUUUAAAUGAUAGAUUAAAUGGAGAACUGAAACUAGAAUAUAAUCUUUUUUAAAAAGGUGUGUUUAUUUUUAUGAGUAUGAAUGUUUCUCUUGCAUAUGUGUCUGUGUACCAGGUAUCUGCAGAGGCCAGAAGAGGGUACUAGGUCAUUUGAAAUAAUAGUUACAGAUGUCUGUGAGCUGCCACAUGGGUGCUAGAGAUCAAACUUGGCUGGAAGAGCAGGAAGUACUGUUGAUCACUAAGCCAUUUUUCCAGCCUUAUAUAACCUUUUGUUUUUAAAGUGUGUGUAUGUGUGUGUGUGUGUGUGUGUGCUAAUAUGUUAGUAGCAUCUUGCUGAGUCUUGUUAAAAAUGUCUGGUGUACAAUGCUCAAAAAUGAGUCCCUAUUAUAAAAACAUCUCCAAAAAGGAAUAUGAAGAGAGUAGCUAGGUGGUUAGGCGAGCCCUGCUCUCCCAGAGUGCCAGAGUUACCCUCUCAGCACCCAGCUUAGCUCCCUCCUGUAACGCCAGCUCCAGCGAAUCGGAUGUCUUCUACCUGGCCUGGAACACUAAACUCAUGUGCGCACUCUUCCUCACAGAUACAGAUAAUCAAAAAUUUUAACACGACAGGUAUGUAACUGUUUGCUGUAUUUUAAAACAGAAAACCUUAUUCUGAUGUUAUAACAGACAAUGGCUGAAGAGAAUUAUUUCUGAUUAUUAGGAUUAGUGUAAAUGAGAGAAACCAGAGCGCUAACUUCCCUGUUCACAAGCACUCACCAGGUCACUGUGUCACUGUCCUCAGCGUGACCUCCCCACAGGGUUUAUCUUCUCUCUGUCUUUCCUACCCACAUCCUUCCAAUGUAGCUGUAGGAGUCUCCUCUCAGCUCUGUGGCUAUGUCUGCCCUUCCCUGCCUCAAGUGUCAGCUUAAAGUUGUUGUCUGACAGAGAUUGCCCUCUCAUACCCUGUUUGAGCUGACCCCCUGCCUUUUACGCCUGUGUCACAUCGCUGUGUCCUUGUUCGGAAUCCUUACUGCAGGGUAUUUUUCUCACCCACUGCCUUCGCAAUCUGCUCUUCUUCUGUCUGUCUGUCUGUUGAGAGUCCAGCAGUGCUCCACUCAUUUGUCAUGUGGAUGACGUGACAAAUCCAGUGGAUACUCCCACUUGUUCUUCUCCAACUUGGCAGAAGUGUUGAUUUGGCUGAGUGUGCUUUUUUCUUUGAGACGUCUUUAUCCUUUAGGUUCUCUACGUACACUACCAUUAUCUUCUCUGGUUUCUUGUUUUCAGUAUUUUUUGAAGACUUCUUCCACCCUUUUUUAAGACAAGGUUUCUCUGCAGCUCUGUCUGUCCUUGACUCUCUCUGUAGAUGAAGCUGGCCUCGAAUUCACAGAGGUCCACCUGCCUCCACCACCUGGCUGGCAUUCACGGUAUGUGCCACCACACCUGGCGCCCCUCUGCCAUCUUUAAAUGUUGGUGUUCUCUGGCUUCUACUUACUGUCAGUUCUUACCUCUGUACAUUGAUUCUCUGGGAGCUUUAUCACUGCCCAGGGACUUAAUAAUUACUGUCUAUGAAUGUCAGAUCUCUAGCUUGCCCUGUUUUGUUCAUAGCUAUGUGUUCAUGCACCUACUGCCAUGGCAUUGUGAAAUUAGUAUCUUAAAAAGAAUACUUGUUCAAACUUGAUUCUCAUUUCACCAAAAAGCAUCAGUAUUCAAGCCAGAAUUUAGAGUCUAUUUCCUCCUUUCCUCUGUAUUAAAACUGCUUAUCUGCAGCUCCUUAAUGCCCUCACCCCUAUUGAAUAUUGCAGUAUAGUCCAGCUUAGUCUGGAAUUUAUGGCCUCAGAUUCCUUGUGGCUUCAGAUUCCUGGAUACUGGAAUCAUUUUCAUGAGCCACUGUGCCUUGCUUUCCUCUUAAAUACUUUACAUUUAUAUUAUUUUUUCAUCUCAUUAAGUUGGUAAUAAAUCUGCAUUGUUCCAUCAAAUAACAUGCUGCCCGCUAUGUUAUGUCUGUUUACACACAAUUUUGUUUCUUGGGGAACAGUCCUGUGGAGAUUUUAUAUCUAUAGUUACAGGAAAGAAACAAUGUUGAGAGAAUAAGCAGCUUUCUCAGAGGUCUACAUCUGGUGUGGGAAAUCUGAGAUCUGAAUGUAAGCAAAUGACUUAUGAUGACUUUUCUCUUUUAGUCUUUGGAAUGGAACCCAUGGCCUCAUAGAUGCCAAGCACAACUCUACUGUUUAACUGUUGCUCCAGUUCCUGAAAGCCUCACUUUUUUUUCUGAGAUUGAAGAUGUUUUUUUUAAAUUUUUAUUAAUUACAAUUUAUUCACUUUGUAUCUCCCCUGUAGCUCUCUCCUUCUUCCCCUCCCAAUCCCAUCAUCCCUCCUGUUUCUUCACCCAUACCCCUCCCCAGUCCACUGAUGGGGAAGUCUUCCUCCCCUUCCCUUUGACCCUAGCCUAUCAGAUUUCAUCAGGAGUGGCUGCAUUUUAUUCCUCUGUAGUAAGGCUGCUCCCCCUUCAGGGGGAGGUGAUCAAAGAGCAGGCCAAUCAGUUCCUGUCAGAGACAGUCCCUGUUCCCAUUGCUAUGGAACCUACUUGGACACUGAACUGCCAUGGGCUACAGCUGUGCAGGGGUUCUAGGUUAUCUCCAUGAAUGGUCCUUGGUUGGAGUAUGAGUCUCUGGAAAGACCCCUGUGCCCAGAUGUUUUGGUUCUGUUGCUCUCCUUGUGGAGCUCCUGUCCUCUCCAGGACUUACUAUUUCCCACUUCUUUCAUAAGACUCCCUGCACUCUGCCCAGAGGUUGGCUAUAAGUCUCAGCAUCUUUGAUAGCCCGCAGCGUAGAGCCUUUCAGAGGCUCUCUGUGGCAGGCUCCUGUCCUGUUCCCUGUUUCCUCCUUCUGAAGCCUCACUCUUGUCGUUGUAUCGCCUUCUCAUAGCUGCCUCCCUCCCCUCAGGUUGCGAAAGCUACCCUUUAAGUGAGUUUCUCCGUCUUCAUCGGGCCGCUUUCCUAUCUUCUGUGUUGUGCGACUUUACACACUUGCUUCUGCCGGCAGUGAUUUGUGUGUUUGAGAGAGGGGAUCUGAACUUACUGUAUUGACUGACAAAGUCUGGGACAUGGAGCAGUUUUCUUCCCAGACAGCUCUCACAUCUCUUUUGUGUUGCAACUACUGUUUACAACUACCUCCCUUCCACCAUACACAUAGGUUAUUAUUUUCAGUGCUGCAUAUAUGAAAACAGUAAAACUAAAAUGAGACAGUCCCUGAAUUAAAACUUUACUUGAAUUGCAUCAAUCUGUGGGCAGUUAAUUUGUCUUAGCUUAUUUAAGCUAAUUGGUUGGCAUUUUCUAUUUUUUUUUUUUUUUUUACUACUACCUUUAACCUUUUUAGGGCCCAAGAGAAGAUGGGUCUGCAGGUAAAGGUCCCUGCUGCUAAGUCCGAUGACCUAGGUUGGACCUUGAUUUCCAUGCUCCACGUGGCAGAAGGAGAGAACCAACUCCCUCAGGUUCUCCUCUGACCUCUGUGCCUGCUGUGGCACGUGUGUGUCUACACACACAGACAAAUGAAAUUAGUGCAAAAUUAAAAUACUUUUUAAAAAGUUGCCAGAGUCAGAGCUGAGAAAAGUGUGUUCUGUAAGCUUGAACACUAAUUGGAGUUUGGUUUUGCAGCACCUGUGUAAAAGCUGGGUAUGGUUGCCUGGGGCUGGUGCUGACAGGUGGGUUCAGGAGCACACUGGCCAUCCUCCCUCUUUUUCCUUUGGCAUCAAAACUGAUAAAUGUUGGAAGUACUCUGAGAAGAUUAAAAAAUGCUUUUAAAACCUCCCUCAGUCCAGAAUUCUGUGAAAAGAAUUUUUAGCUACUCAAGACUUUUACCAGAUCCCUGGCACUUGACUUAGGAAAACUGAGAAAAAAUUAUUUUUGUGGCAAUAAAUAUUUCGUAGUCUGCAUUGAAGGGUGUUACAGGCAGGGCAUUUGGUGCACAUGCUUGUAAUGUUGCCUGUUGGUCAGGCUUAGGUUCCAGGUACUAUCAUGUGCAUUCUCUUAGGGUUCUUCCAGUGACUUCAAGGAUAGAAGUGUCACAUGGAGACUAAAUUCAUUUUCUAAAACUGGUUUAUGGGGCUGCAGAUAAGAUUUAAACAUGGUUACUGUAAUGGCUUUCUCUACUACCUGUGCACACUCUGGUAGCUGAGAGAAUUGGGCUAAAACCGUCGAGGUCCUCGUGCUCACGUGGUAUCUCGUGCAGGAGACACCUGGUUGCCUUUUAGGUCUGCUUCUCAGCUCUCUGUGAACACUGGAGAAAGAUCAUGUUUCUUAGUUUCUGUCUCCUUGAUCUCAAAUCGAAGGAAGCCAGAACUUGGAAUCCAAUGAUACACUGCACUUAUAACCAGAAAGUAGAUUCUUAUUCAUAAGCAGUGGACUUGUCUUUACCAAUACCAGAGUGGGUGUGCUGUUUCUACCUGAAAUUCCAGUGAAUGAUGGAUUUGGGACUAAAGAGUGAGAACUUACCCAAAGCACUAAUGGAGGGCUAAUACUUGAUCACUGUUUUUGUUCUCUUGGUGUCUGACGUAGGAGAGCCUCAUAAGAUAAACUAAACUGGAGAUGACCUAAGCACAUGUAAUGGCUGAGAGAGUGGGCCAGUGCUCAAAAGAGCCUGGUACUUGGGUUGGGCUUAUGAAUUGCAGGUAGGUUGAUUUGGGUUCAAUAAUUCUUUCCCUCCUUCCUAUGAAAUACGUAAAGGUAUUCAAAUAGAAAUAAAGGUCUUCAAGGGUAUCACUUCCGUCUCUUGGUGGCCUUGAACUUGCUGUGUAGACCACACUGGCCUUGAAGUCCCAGAGAUCCGCCUGCCUCUGCCCUCAGAGUGCUGUGAUUAAACCUCUGGACCACCUCACCGGGCUCUGCACUGAUUUGUCACUAACAUUCUAGCCCAUUUGGGGCUAGGACUGAUGCUUCCUUAAAACUUACUCAUUUUGACACCUGGAUCUAGUGGGUCCUAGAUAUACAUACACACCUUUAUGCAAGAUAAUUUAAGAAUAUUUCCUUUUUCAAUAUAUAGGCCAGUAUAUAGAUUUUAAAGUUGCGUGCUUGCCUCAAAGGAAAACAUAGUACAAGGAAAUGGAUCCUGUGCUUGUUACAAGUGGAAUUAAGACAUUCCAAUCUGUGUUUUAUGAACUAUAAGCUGUUUCCUAAAAAUGAAAUGGGCUACUCAUGUUUUACUGUCUAUUAGCAAGAAGUCCAAAGGCUUUGCUUACCUAGGAGUUGAUGCAUUUUUUUUUAAAGUUGCAGUGGUUUGCUUUAUAAAAAUAAACUUUCAAGAGAAAUCAAACAUAUUUGGAAUAAACUUAUUCUCAAUUAUGUGUUCACAAAGCUAUAGUGUAUGGAUUUUCAGAUUCGAAUGCUUUGAGUCCUGUAACUGAAAUUGAAUAUAAACUGGAAUAAAAAAUCUAUAUUCUUAUUUUGGUUGAA